AUGUUAAGACCGUGGUUGGAUGACAUAACGUGUGUUACACGAGGUUCACAAUGUUCUCAUCAGAAACACAUGUUAUAUAAAUAUGCUGGGUUUAUUCAUAGCGAAAGAACAGAAGAACUUAUGAAUGAAUGUUAUGAAUUAAUCGAAGAAUCAAACAGGAAAAAUGUCAAAAUCUUGGGUGUCAAAGGCAUAGAAUUAUUGAUUUACGGUCAAUGUAGUGAACUUUUUAGUAUUCAUGCUCAUCUACAUCUCUAUCAACAAGCAAAUGCACAUAGUGGAUUGGUUUUUCACUCUAUGUUCAGUUCAGAAAGUAUAUUAAACUAUUUAUCAAAAUUUGCUUAUGAAAAUAUUGGACUUGGUGAACAAAUAGUUUACUGGUACACAAUUGAUAUACAACAGCAAGUAAAAACUUCCUAUCCUCUAUUUGAAAGAAAUGAAUUUCCUGUUGAUAAUUUGACUGAUGCUAAUUUAUUAAUUGAUUAUAAAAAAGAAUUUCGUUUAGCAUGUUUGAAGUAUUUUAGUGAUGAUAUUAUCAGUAAUAAAAAGAUAUUUUCUCGUUUUCAACGUGGUUUAGAAAUAUUUCAUUCUUUAUCAUAUAGAAAUAGACAACAAUCUGCUAGUUAUUGUGUAUCUGUUCGUAAUUUAAAUUGUUUUAAUAGCAUAAUACUGGAUAAACUUUAUCGUUUUGUUCAUUCAGCUGUGGAUGAAUAUGUUGUUUUACCAUGUUCAUUUAUCAGAAAAAAAUGCAUAUUUAUAAAUCAAGAUCUAGAUUCUCUUCUUUGUACUGAAAUAGAAUAUGAAUUAGAACAUGAUUAG
Molecule: messenger RNA, 816 nt
Organism: Didymodactylos carnosus
Lineage: Eukaryota; Metazoa; Rotifera; Eurotatoria; Philodinida; Philodinidae
Source: the annotation of a GenBank genome assembly